Mycena citricolor is the source of this 3059-nucleotide messenger RNA. The record is from the annotation of a GenBank genome assembly. NCBI's taxonomy places the organism in Eukaryota, Fungi, Basidiomycota, Agaricomycetes, Agaricales, Mycenaceae.
CUGCCACCAGGGACUGUAGGCAUGUGGGACUACAAAACCUCCCCUGGUAGUCGGAUCGACAUCGUGUCCGCGCCCAUCCUUGUCCAGAGCUCCCAUGGACUGCCAAUUCUCUUUCGGCCCGAGAGGUGCCUUCUUCUGCAAGUCAGACUCUCUCUGGGCAUGGAGCGACAACAACACCCUCCCCGAACCUCUGCGCCUCAUAUUUGAGGAUCCGAACCAUCCCCAGGCCAAUCAGUUCCCCUACGAUGUGGCAUUUCCUAUGGAACCAGGCAUGUUCAGCAUGGCUUGGAAAACCAAGCGGGGAGACGACUACUACGAGGAACUCUUCCUUGGUCCCCGAUAUGAGAAACUCGCAACCUUCAUGAAGACGAUUGCCCAGGACGGGCAGCACAUCACUCGCACAGUCUUCGGUCCCAAUCACAGCUACUUUACCAUCUCUCCGGGCGGCUUUAGCUGGCAACAUCUCCCUGAAGAGCUCGAAUCCAACAUAACAGGUCGCGCAAAGAAAGCUCAUCCUACAAAUGUGGCGCUCGGUGCAUACGGAUCGUUCGUGGUGUUAUUCAGCGACGGAAUCGUUAUCUUCGACGUGGCUGACCACUACCCCGAUGUAGAGCGGAUGAUAAGAGAUAGUGCCGAGACUAGUAAGCGGAAAGGGAUUGCUUUCGUGGCGCUAAAUCCUCAUGCGGCUGGACAGUACUAUGUCGCGUACGGAGACGGCUCCGCAUCGUGGAACAUACCGAAUGACUGGGUUGGCGAUGUGACCACAGUCAGUAAAACACUUCGUCCCGUGAACUCCUCCUCUGCGCCCCUUGGUUUCGCAGCAGCGGCCGGUGGGACUGCAGCGGGAUUCGCCGCGAAUCAGGGCGGUCUUGCGUCUCCCACCUCUCCCGGGUCAGGCGGAUCGAUGGCUACUUCGGCGAUCCAUGGACUGGGCCAGCUGUACCACACAUGCAGCCAGCAGCAGCAACAGAACAUUCUCGGCGGCCAACCCCAGCAGAACUUUUUCCCGACUGGAAAUACUGGAGGAUUCGACCCGAACUCUCUCAACACCGGUGGCGUGGGCUUCAAUCCAAGUUCGUUGAACACUGGCGGCAUUGGUUUUGACCCGAGCUCGCUGGGUGUGGAUCCAGGCACCAUCGCAUCAGGGCUGGUGUCGGGCUUGGAUCCUAAUACGGUCGCCAGCACCCUCGCUGGCGUCGCUGGCGCAUUUUUUAGUUGAUACAUGCAUAGCAUCACAUCCGCUUGUAAUUGCACUCAGAUAUCUCGCACUAUUUGCUCCGGUCGGUGAUGCGCUUGUGUAAUCGGAUCAGGCAGCGAAGCCACACACGAACACAUCUGCCGGACGCGGUUAUGAGCUCUGCAGCAAAUGUUGCGCUCGGCUUGUCGUCUGCGUCCGAAUAAAGGCAAUCCUUCUCCUGGUGGAAAUUACCGUAUACCUGGUGCGCGUGCCAACUCGGCGGUCGCCGCGCUCGGCCUGCGCUCCAACCGACCACCCGACUCGUUGCCGGACCCGAAUCAGCCGCCCCCGAUAUCUGACCAGGAAUGGGACCUGAGAACAGGACGCGCGAUAUUCGUUCUUCAAGAAACACUCCCACAUUUCUUCACGACGGGACUGGUGACGUCGAUCGACCACGCGACGGGGAGCCCCAUUCCGGCCCGCAUCGUGCAAGUACGGCUCCCUGGGACGUCCGCCGCGGGAGAGCGCGACAAGGAGGAUCCCAGCUCAAACAUAUACAGCUCCAACAUCCGCCUGUCGUACACGCCGCCAGUCGAACUCCCUGCGCCGUUGCCCAAAACGCUCAACAUCGAAGGCAUAUAUCCAGUCACUCUUGCUUUGAGACGCUGUUCUCUAAUGGGCCCACAGGCAUGCCGAUGUACCUCGCGUCAGCGGUGUUCGUGCGCCACACGAUGCACGCGCUGUACUCUGAUCUCAGGGUCGUGCUGAACAAGGUGAGCGUCGUCGCCCCGCCACCGUCGACCACACGCCACUCUCGUGAGAAGACGCUAUCCAUCGGGCUCUCCGCUACGGGGGUUGCGCGCGUCAGUGGAGCCGCUGGAGAAUGGGAAGUAAACUCAACCUACACAUUCUCCCCCCUCACUGGCCUGAUCCACAUCCACACAAUCAACUCGAUCCAUCCUGCGCCGCAUCAAGCUGUGUACGAUUCGCUACGCACCAGUUUGGGCACCAUGUUUGGUGCGCCGCAACCCUCGCAGACAGGUAAACCGACCACCUGCGCCAGGAAAGCAAGUGGCCUAUAGGACAUCAGAUACUCAUAAGGAACGCACUGUACAUUACAUGCUGUAUUACUUGCUCAACACACCCACACUCCACACCUCGCUCACGCAGAAAAUUUAUAGGAUAUACUACAGUAAGAUGGUAUGACAUAGAAGAUGGGUAAAAUGGUAAUGUACUCGGACUGAAAGCGAAGGGAAAACGUCUUUGCGGGAUCGUAGCAUAAAUACAGACCACAAAACAGCACACGAUAUCGCACCGCACAUGGCACGGCCAGGGCAGAUCACUCGUCCUCCUCUUCGCCUUCAUCCUCCUCCUGAAUCGCAGCCGGGCCAUUCCGUCCACCGUGGUUCGGAAUCUGCCGCCGUGACGUUGACUCGUAAUGCGGCUCUGACGGCAGCGGCGCCGUAUUGACCAUGGGCGAGUGGCCCUUGCCAGUCUGGCGCGACCCAGUGUUAUUGGCCGCUCCAGUGGUCGUUGUACUGCCCCCAGUGCGCUUGCCGGAGGCGCGGUGACUUCGGGGUGCGGGGGACAGCGAAACUGUUUCCAUCGCCGGGUACGACGAAGAACCCGAUUUAGACGAAACCUGGCCGAGACCUCCAGCAAACAUGGGAAUAUCAUCGUCGUCCUCAUCCACCCAGUCACUCUCAUCUCCAGCCGACAUGCCCAGCGUCGGACCACCAAGCCCCAGACCAUGCCUGGUCGAGUUGGAGAACACAUCCCGGAUGGUCGUGCCAUCUGAGAUGGGCGACAUGGCCAGCACCUCAACGGGCACCGAGCCAGUGCGCGACUGCCACCCGGGCGGCUCGAGACCCCACGACUUCUU